UUGUGCGGGAAGUUGAUCGAAAUUAUAAAAAUUUUCUUUUUUCCGGUUAAGUGUAAUAAAAAAGUUAUUUUAAAUGUAAAAAGUGUUAUUAAAGUAAACAACUACAAGGCUUUUAGGACAUUUUUUAAGAAAAUCAAACAAAACUUUAGUAGAAAACUUAAAACCAAAUAGUGACGCCUUGUAUUGGUAAAAAAAAUAGAAAUUAAUUUCAAGAAAAAGUGUGUUAGUUUUUCACAAGCACUAUUAAAUCAAUAAAUUGCAAAGUGUUUGUUACAAAAUCUUCUUCAAAAGUUGUGUACAAAUUAUAGCUGGGAAAGUGUAAUAAUUUGCGCCAGCAUUGGCAUGCAAGGCAUAGGCAUUUAACACGCAAACGAAAUACAGCCAGCCAUUAAGUCAAUAAAAGAAAACAGCAACAACAUACAUAUCUCACAUAACGGCACUUAGUGCAGGACUAUUCUUGUUUUGUUGGCUUUCUUAUUAGAAAUGGCUGAAUUUUUAGAAAAUUUAUCUGCCGGAGCCAAAGAUUUAGCAGAAAAAGCUAAAAUCAAAAAUGCCGAACAAGCCAUUUUAACACCCAUGGCACAUUUAUUACUGCAAGAAAGCUCACCACAUGAUAUUUAUGUUUUAAAAUCCUCUGCUGCAAAAAUGGUGGCAAAAGAGCGUAUAAGGGUUUCAGAUCUUCUAACAUUACCCCAUAGCAUGAAAUGGUCUCGUUUAAGUUUUGGCUGCUCUGCCUUAGAUAAAUGUACCCGUGAUGGUAUUGUUACUCGUGGCAUUACAGAAUUUUGUGGCAUUUCUGGUGCCGGUAAAACUCAGCUUCUUUUACAAUUAUCCCUAACUGUACAGCUACCCCAAGAACUGGGUGGUUUAGCUGGUGGUGUUGCUUUCAUUUGUACUGAGAGUUCUUUUCCUUCGAAACGUUUAUUCGAAAUGUCUAAAACAUUUGCUCAACGCUAUCCCAAGUUAGAUAUUAACUAUUUGGCCAAUGUUCAUGUAGAACAUGUUUUGCAAAGCGAACAACUUUUAAAAUGUGUUUCCGAACGUUUGCCACCAUUGAUGUCGUCGUUACGUAUUGGCCUUAUUAUUAUUGACUCGGUGGCUGCUGUCUUUCGUACUUAUACAAAUUAUAUUGAGCGUGCUAAAGAUAUGCGUAAAUUGGCAAAUUAUUUACUACAUUUAGCUGAUAAAUACAAUUGUGCUGUCAUUUGUGUUAAUCAGGUAGCCACGAUCAGUGACAAACAGCCUGAAGUUCCAUGUUUAGGUCUAUCAUGGGCCCAUUUAGGUCGUACUCGUAUGCGUAUCACUAAAAUACCCAAACAAAUACAAUACAAUGAUAAACUUUUAACUGUACGUAAAUUAGAAAUUCUUUAUUCUCCCGAAACACCCAUAGAAUAUGCAGAAUUUCUAAUAACCCAACAAGGUAUUGUAGAUGUACCUUGUCUUAAAUAAAAACAAUUUUUCUUUUUCAAUUUCAAUUCAAUUUUGGCAUAUAUUUUAUGACUGUUUUUUUUGUUGUUGUUCUUUUUAUUGUUAAUUAAUAUUUAAAGCUAAACAUAAGUUUUGUACAAUUAAUAAGUUAAUGUGAAAUAUGCAUAUAGUUUAGAUUUUUAUUUAUUAUAAUAUUAUUAUUAUUAUUAUUUACAUACAUAGGUAGUUAUAAUUAAUAUUAGUUAUUGUUACAAAAAAUAGCUUAAAAGAGAAAGUUUUGUAUUUAUCUGUGUCGAAGGAUUUAAUUGAAAAAAAUAUACAAAUUUUCUUUUAUAAUAUUAUAUCUAUAAGUGUAAUGGUUAUUUCUUUUAUUGAACAGCUAAAAUUGAGCAUUUUUUCUUAUUUAUAUAUUAUAAAUGACUCAAAUUGUAAGGUUUUCUUUAAGGUCUGUUGCUCUAAAUACAAACGAACAUAUUUUUUCUGCAUUUCGAUUGUAAUUACGUUUUUGUAAGUUGUUGUUUAUGUGGCGGAGAGUCGCAUCGAAAUGCAGAAUACCAAAGUUGCCAAACGGAAAUGCAGAAUAGGAGCCAAUGUAUUCAUUUGCAUUUAGAGAGUAGCAUACCUUUAAUAUCUUAAAAUUAGUUAUUUUGUUAUGUAUAUACAUAUGUAUUUAAUAUGGUUUUAUGACUAUUUAGUUGUAUUACAUCGUAUACUUUUAAUUACAUUUUAUUUUAGAAUUUUUUUAAAAUAUUCAAUUUAUCACAUGAAACACUUCUUUUUAUUAUAUUUGAAAAUUUUUUAUCUUAAAAAAAAUCGUAGUAAUACUAUAUCUUAAGGAUUUAUUCUUAAACAACACAUUUUUUAACGUCCUAACAAUUUUCUGUUUCAAUUUAAUAAAUUUCUUUUCUAAAUCAAA
This is a messenger RNA of Lucilia cuprina (Australian sheep blowfly), 2344 nucleotides long. Its product is annotated as DNA repair protein XRCC3. Gene Ontology annotation, biological process: t-circle formation; resolution of mitotic recombination intermediates; telomere maintenance via recombination. Gene Ontology annotation, molecular function: ATP-dependent DNA damage sensor activity; four-way junction DNA binding; ATP binding. The record is from RefSeq and is a predicted model, not a curated record. The transcript has 5 exons. Lineage: Eukaryota; Metazoa; Arthropoda; Insecta; Diptera; Calliphoridae. The coding region runs from base 484 to 1449 and encodes 321 amino acids. Gene Ontology annotation, cellular component: replication fork; Rad51C-XRCC3 complex.